Messenger RNA from Cylicocyclus nassatus, 348 nucleotides. The record is from the annotation of a GenBank genome assembly. NCBI's taxonomy places the organism in Eukaryota, Metazoa, Nematoda, Chromadorea, Rhabditida, Strongylidae.
AUGACUGCUCUAAUAAUCCUAGUAUUAGUAUUAUGUGCUGCACCAGAAGCCAAACAAAGACUGAAACAAGCUGAGCCUAGAAGCAAAUCUGGCAGAUAUCUUGGAGACGGCACUCGACAAAAAAGGUGCAACAGCAGUCGUACUGAAAGCCCUGAAUGUGUGGGCAAUGAGAGAACAACACCCCAGCUGAGAUACUUUUUCAACCACACUUCUGGCAACUGCGAAUCGUAUACUUACUACAGAUGUCCAUUCAAGAAUGACGCCAUCAACGGUACUUAUGAGAAUAGCUUCAAGAAGGAGAAAUAUUGUCAUCUUCUUUGUCGGCCUGAUGGUAUUAAACCUCGCUGA